Molecule: messenger RNA, 10223 nt
Organism: Salmo salar (Atlantic salmon)
Lineage: Eukaryota; Metazoa; Chordata; Actinopteri; Salmoniformes; Salmonidae
Source: RefSeq, a predicted model, not a curated record
AGUUUGGAUGCAGUGAACUACUUUUUCAAAGUAACUUUAGUAACUUCUUCCAGUGAAAAGUAAUUGGUAUCUUGGUAAACUAUAUUUUCAGAGUAGCUUCCCUAACACUGUUAGAUAGCAACAUUAUGUGCUACAUUAGGGUACAUUAUAUGGGGAUUACCAAAUAGUGACGCAGCUGAAUAGAGAAAGUGCGCAGUCAGUGGUGAUCGUUGAGGUGCCACUACCAAGGCUGGAGUGACAUAGGGGCAAGUCCGCACCACAGCUACAGCAGCAGCAAGCAGGAAGUAACCUGGCGGAGGUGUGUGCGGAUGGGAAGCCACUCAUAGUGGAAUCAGAAACGACAGUGCUGCAGGCAUGUGAAAAGGUGGGAGUGCAUAUUCCUCGCUUCUGUUACCAUGAGCGCCUGUCAGUUGUGUCGCAAGGAGAUUGAGUAAUCUCCAAAGGACCAGUGACCAGAGCCGCUUCUUAGAGAGCAAGAGAGCUGUGGAGGACAAGAACAUUGGUCCCUUCAUCAAGACCGUCAUGACCUGCUGUAUCCAGUCCACCCACUGUGUCCGCUUUGCCAGUGAGAUUACAGGUGUGGAGGAUCUGGGGACCACUGUCAGGGGACCUGCAGAUUGGCAUUCAUGUGGAGAAGUUGUUCAUGUCGGCGCUGUCUGGGAAUGUGAUUGACGUAUGCCCUGUGGGAGCAUUGACUUCCAAGCCGUAUGCCCUCACUUCCUGUCCCUGGGAGACCAGGAAGACUGAAUCCAUUGACGUGCUGGAUGCGGUGGUUAGCAAUAUUGUGGUGAGCACCCAGGGGGUGGUGAGGUCAUGAGGAGUUUGCCCCCCCAUCUCCACAAGGUCAUCAAUGAGGAGUGGAUCUCAGAUUAGACCAGGUCUGCGUAUGGUGUGUUGAAGCGACAGCGCCUCAAUCAGCCCAAUGUGAAGGAUGCAUCUGGCCAGCUGGUGGCCACUUCCUGGGAGGACGUGUUGACAAUGACGGCCCAUACCGGCCAAACCCGGAAGGCGAACGCCAAUUGUGCGCCGACCUAUGGAACUCCCAAUCACGGCCGGUUGUGAUACAGCCUUGAGUGCUUCUGUUUUAUUUUCAGACCUCCCUCCCCCAUAUAUUAUGUGUAUCAACAAAGAGAACAGUCAAUCCACAGUGAGUUGUAGCAUGUUCCUUGUUGAUUUUGUGUUUGUCUGUUGUCCUUUAUAAACUCUCUGUAGACACCAGUAGUCUAUGACAUCAGUGUUUUCGUUUGCAGUUGCAAAGAGCUCAAGGCACCAAUGUCAAGGCCGUUGUAGGAGGGAUGAUGGAAGCAGAGGCUCUGAUCGCCCUGAAAGAUAUGCUGAACCGCUUGUGUAGUGACAGCCUAUGUACUGAGGAGAUCCUCCCCAUGGCAGGGGCUGGCCAAAGCAGAGCUGCCAGUGCUUCAGCAGCGGUUGCAAUGCCUGCUUGCCUCCCAGGAUAUUUUUGUUGGUAGAACGCCUGUGACAAGGUCACUUCUGGUGACGUUUCAAAAAGACAUUCUACUCAAAAAUGCAUGAAAAUUCAAUGAUGUUGACACCAUGGGAAACUGCACUGUAUUGAGCAAGCAGUGGCUGUGGGCUCCUGGCUCUCAUUCACGCCACUGCUUGCUCUGUUUGCUACAAAUAUAUGUUGUAACUUGUCACUCUGAUCUUAAAUGGAUAAUGCGAGAUUUUGGCAAUUAAGCCCAUUUUUUACUUCCCCAGAGUCAGAUGAACUCAUGGAUACCAUUUUAUAUCUCUGUCUGCAGUUUGAAGGAUGUUGAAGGUAGUUUCGCAAGCCAUUGCCAACUAGCGUUAGCGCAAUGACUGGAAGUCUACAGGAACAACUAGCAUGCUAGCGCAAUUGCUAAAUGAAUAUAGGGGAAACACUGGCUGAGCCUGAGGGGAACAGUGGAACAUUCCUGAUCUGGGUUCUAUUUCCUAUAGAUUUGACCUGCGCUCAAACUACCUUCUGAAUUCCUGCAUCGCUGGCAUUGAAGAGGCUGAUUUGCUGCUCCUAGUUGGCACCAACCCACACUGAGGCACCACUUUUUAACGCACGCAUCAGAAAGAGAUACUUCAUGUACCCCUGGUAGUUGGCUUCACAACGAGCUGUAGAUGGCCUUGGUGGGGCGGGAGGUGGACCUGACCUACACGUACGAUCAGCUGGAGGAGUCUGCUAAGGUCCUGCAGGAAAUAGUUCCUGGGACCCAGCCCUUCUCUAAGGUUUUUGCCGAGGUCAAAGCAUCCUGUAGUGGUGGUGGGCAGUGGUUUCCUGCAGAGAGAGGAAUGAAGCCGCUAUAAACGCAGCCAUGUCCACCAUUGCUCAGAAUGCCAGCAGUGGAGUAGGAGAAUGCUGGAAGGUUCUCAAUGUGCUUCACAGGCACCAUGGAGGCGCUGGGGCGGCGAUGGCUGACAUCAUCCUCCCUGGAGCAGCAUACAGAGGAAUGUAGCAUCUAUGUGAACACUGAGGGGCGCGACCAGCAGACCAGGCUGGCUGUGACUGCUCCAGGCAUGGCCAGGCAGGAUUGGAAGAUCAUUCUGCCAUAUCUGAGGAUGUGAAUCAGACUGUCCUCACAGAGCCUCUGGUCCCUCCACAGCUCACUGUUCGAAACUUUUACAUGACAGCUGAUGUUCUCAAGGACCAGAGUCACGUGAUGUAUGAGGGCAAACACAUCCACUUCUCGGAGGUGGACAAUAAGCCAUUGUGCUCAUACAGCCCAAAGCUCUGCAAGCAGCGCAGACUCAAUGGCUAUGCCUUCUGUAUCCGUCAUGUCCUGGAGGAUAAGACCGCUCCCUUCAAGCAAUGUGAAUAUGUGGCCAAGUACAACAGCCAACGAUGCACCAACCCCAUCCCCAAGUCUGAGGACCGCAGAUACUGUAACAGCCACCUCCAAGUCCUUGGGUUUAUCCCCAAGAAGGAGCGGAAGAAGAAACACGAUGCAUUGGAGGAGAUGCGCUCAAGACCUCACCUGGAGUCAGUGGCUCUUAACAUAACUGUGCCCUCGCUCGCUCUGAAGGCAUCCAAUGGCCUGGACGAGCUGUCACCCUCUCCACCCUGCUCCCGUCUGCUACCCCUCCCAGACGGGGAGCUCCUGGACCCUUUUGCCUUCUACGAGGAGGACACUGAUGGGGAAGAGGGCCCUCCUCGGAAGGGCUCCACCGUCAGGAAGAAACAACACAGUCGACUGGUGCUCAGCCAGAAACUCCAGCUCCCCCAUCACGACAAUUCCCUCCUCCAACCACCUCCAGAGCACUUUAGCCCCUCUCCUCUUACCUGUGUGCACCGCUCUUCGCCCCUCCAUCCUCAUCUUCCCCGUCAGCAGCAGACAGGACUCCUCCAGCCCUCUACCAUGCCCUCGUUUGUCCUCCCAGGACAGCAGCAGACAGGACUCCUCCAGCCUUCCACCAUGCCCUCGUUUGUCCUCCCAGGACAGCAGCAGACAGGACUCCUCCAGCCCUCCACCAUGCCCUCGUUUGUCCUUCCAGGACAGCAGCAGACAGGACUCCUCCAGCCUUCCACCAUGCCCUCGUUUGUCCUCCCAGGACAGCAGCAGACAGGACUCCUCCAGCCUUCCACCAUGCCCUCGUUUGUCCUCCCAGGACAGCAGCAGACAGGACUCCUCCAGCCCUCCACCAUGCCCUCGUUUGUCCUCCCAGGACAGCUGCAGGGUUUAUUAUGUAAGCUAGCUCCACCUCAGAUUCCCGCCUUUCUGCCUGUCGGACUGCCCCCCAACACAGCUCCCAGUCCGCUGCAGUCCUCCUGUCCCCCCCUCAGCAGGAAAGCUCUGUUCACUGCCACGCACUUGCCAUCCAGUAGCUGGGACAGCACUCAGCGCCAUUUGGUGGCCAUGCGCCCGGCUGCCUUCUCACCUCCCCUUGCCUGCAUGGCAAGGUUACAGCAUCUGGUGCAGCUCUGCACCCAAAGACAUCAGGAGCACGGAGACCUCUUCCAUCAUCUAGGGUUGGACUGGUCUGAAGACAGUUCAGAGGAUGAUGAAGUAGAGGCAGAGAGAGUUCCACCCUAUCACAAUGCCUGGAGACUACAGGAAGGACACCUGCAGGAUGUCUCAGAUGAAGAUGCUGGCAGCUCGCGGAGAACGCGGCUAGUUCGGCUGUGCUCAUACCUCCAGGAGAAAUACAAGCACCUGUGCAGGCAGGAGAGGGCUACCAUGCGCCAGAAGAAAUACCACUAUGCCUUCCGCAAAGCCCUGCUGCACGCUGCCAGUAAAGACCCCGACUGUGCUGGCCAGUUGAUUCAGAAGUUGCGCAAGGUCUCCCAGACCUCAAGUGAGCCAGGGCAGCAGGAGAUGGGAAUCUGCACUGGAAGCACCAAGGGCCAGGCAUGUAGCAGCCGAGCUCUACCCUUCACCCGACACUGCUUCCAGCACAUUCUGUUGAAUCGCUCCCAGCAGCUCUUCUCCAGUUGCACAGCCAAAUUUGCCGAUGGACAACAGUGCUCCAUUCCUGUGUUUGACAUCACGCAUCAGACACCGCUCUGUGAGGAGCAUGCCAAAAAGAUGGACAAUUUCCUGCGUGGAGACGGUAACCGAAGAGUGCAGCACCACCAGCAGCAGCAGCGAAAGCCGCGUAAGAAGACCAAACCGCCUGCACUCACCAAGAAACACAAGAAGAAGAGGAGGAGAGGGCCGUGGCGGCCCCAGAAGCCCAUCCCGCCGGCGCUGCCCCAGGGGAACCUGGGAAUGCCUUCCUCCUCCAGCCUGACCAUGCCCAACCAGGCCAACAUCAGGAGUCCCUCGACGCCUGAACUGAGCACCGAUGAACUUCCCGAUGACAUCACCAAUGACAUGUCAGACAUUCCAAACGACCUCGAGCUGAACCAGGAGGAUUUCUCGGACGUGUUACCCAGGCUCCCCGAUGACCUUCAGGACUUUGACUUGUUUGAAGGUAAGAAUGGGGAGCUGCUUCCCACCACAGAGGAGGCUGAGGAGCUGGUGCGAGCACUGCAGGCUGGGCUGAUGGGCUCCUACCCAGACUCCCUGGUGUGCCUGACCUCCAUGGCGGAGCUGGCGCAGGCAGAUGGAGUGGACCACCGGGCCAUGGCAGCAGUGUUCCCUGGGCCAGGGGUCCAGCCGGGGGGGAUGGGGGACCUGCUCAACGGCCGCAUCCCCGUAGAGAACUUCUCCAAUCUGGAGCUGGAGGACAACCUGCUGCACUCUGCUGGUGGCCACUUCUCCCCCUCGGUGUCACCUCAGCAGCCCCCUGCCCAGGGCCAGACUCCUCCCUCGGGACCUAGCCUCACCACCUCCACCCGCACAGUCCCCCGGACACACCCGCCCCACAUCUUGGCCAAGCCGGAGGCGCCCACAUCGUCUCCGCAGGGAAGCCAUUACUGCAGCGAGCAUGUACCAUCCCCCUACAACGACCACAUGUCAUCUCCCCACGCCACCUCCUUCCAGACUGACUCUCCUCUCCUGCUGGAGGUACCAAGUACCCCACGCUCCUCCUGGAACAACCUCCCCCUGCCCCUCACUGACCCCACACAGUUCGGCAACCUCAUCAGACCAGAGGGCCACCUCGUAUCCACCUCUCUGUCCACUCCCCCCUCCUCCCACUCUGUGACCCUACAGCCCAUGGCUGCCCUCUCAGCGUUGCCCCAGAGCGGCUUGACAGGCUUGACUGCGCUCCCCGCCCCCUCGCCACCACACGACCUCUUGAUUUCCACCCUUCCCAAGCAGCAGCUUCCUCAGUUCAGCGCUGCCUUCGGCCACCAGCUGGCCUCCCACAGUGGCAUCCCCAAGGAUGUGCAGCCCAGUCACAGCUCCACAGCGCCUCCCACUGGCUUCUCCAUAGCUAGUGCCACCGCUGCAAGUGCCAACAGUGCAACGCCCCCCUUUCCACACAGUAACUAGAGCAAGCCGUGCACAGUACAAUGGCUGUAGGUCAAACCGUGGACUCAAGAAAUAUAUUCACCCAGUGUCCAUUCAUUUCCCUUCUGCUUCAAGUGUGCAAUGUGGUAACGGACCUAACGCUUCACUAUUCUAUUGGAAUUUGCACAACCUCAGAUAUUCCUUAACUGUAAUGAUUUGGUGGUGAUAUAGCCAGUUGGCCACCUGAAAGGGUCCAGUGGUUUGACGUAAACGCAGCUCCAGAGUUUCGCCAGCAGGGGGCAGAGUGUGUGGAGGGAGGUGGUUCAGUAGAAACAUCAAAUGUUAUUUGUCACAUGCUUGGUAAACAACAGGUGUAGAUUAACAGUGAAAUGCUUGCUUACGAGUCCUUAUCCAACAAUGCAGAGUUCAAGAUACAAUAGAAAUAGUGACACGAGGAAUACAUGGAUUGAUGUGGAGGAACAUUGGAGGACGGACCUUAAGGAGAGAUUAUUUAUAUCAUAGUGACAACAGUGCUAGAGAGUACAGUGACAAAGCGUCAAUCAGUGGUCAAUUAAACAUUUUUUUUUAAAUAUUGCCAGUUUAGUCGUGUCUAACAUCCAUCAACAACACUCCCCUGUGUAUUAUUUGGACAGUGAAGCUAGACCUUUUAAUUUGGCUCUAUAUUCCAGCAUUUUGGGUUUGAGAUGAAAUAUUUCAUAAUGUUACCUUCUUAUUUGAGGGUAUUUUCAUUCAUAUCAGUUUUACUGUUUAGAAACAAAAGUACUUUAUGUAUCUAGACCCCCAUUUGAAUGUGUCAUAAGUAUUUGGACAAAUUCACUUGUGUAUUAAAGUAGUCAAGUUUAGUAUUUGGUCCCAGUUUCCUAGCACACAUCAAGCUUGUGGCUCUUGAAACUUAUUGGCUGCAUUUAGUUUGUUUUGUUGAUGUUUCAGAUUAUGUUGUGCCCCCAUAGAAAUGAAAGGUAAAUCACUUAUUUGAAAUAAAAAUAGAAUGUUUCUAAACACUUCUACAAUAAUGUGGAUGCUACCAUGAUUACGGAUAAUCAUGAAUGAGUCGUGGGUGAGAAAGUUCGAGGCACAAAGUUCAUACUCCCAAGACAUGAUAACCCCUCUCCAUUACCAAUAACGGGAUGGUAGCAUUUUUGGGGGGGGUAUGAUAUUUAUGCCUCUAACUUUCUCACUCAUUAUUCAUGAUUAACUGUAAUCAUGGUAGCCUCCACAUUUAAUGUAGUAGAAGUGUUCAGAAACACAAGUGACUCCAAAAUGACACUACAUUAUUUACCAUUUAAUUUUAAUGGGGCACAAAAUAAUCUGAAACGCAAACUGAAAAUGCAUCCAACAAGUUUGUAGAGUGACAAGCUUGAUGUAAUCAUUGCGUGCUAGGUUACACCUUUUGACUACUUUAAUACACAAGGGAAUUUUUCCAUAUACUUAUGAGAGGCACUAGAUACAUGAAGUGUUUUCAUUUCUAAACAGUAAAACGGAUGUGUAUGAAAAUAUCCUCAAAUUAAAGGUGACUUUCUGUUGCCUCAUAUGAAACAGUUGAUCUCAAAUCCAAAAUUCUGGAGUAUAGAGCUAAAUGAAACGUUUUCGCUUCACUGUCCAAAUAAAUAUGUAGGGUAGUAUAUCCUGCCUUGCUAUGGUCAUUGCAUGGGUUCAUCUGUUCCUUAUUCCCUGUUCCAUUCACCUUUUGAAAGAGAUUCUAAGGUAGGUCCUUGUAUGCGGGUGAACCAUUGUGAAGCAACAGAGGAAAUUGUUCCGUCAUCUUACCUUGAUGUAGAGUCCUGUCCACCACUUAACAGAGAAUUUGGCCAAACCACUUUUAAACAGUGUUUUUAAAAAAAAUAUAUUGUGUAUAUAUUUGCUCUAUUAUCGGGUCACUCAUAAACAUAAAAUAUCUUUUGACCUCACCAUUGUGGGACUCCUUAUGGGUGACCUAUUAGCCACUUGAAGGUAAAUUGUGUUACUUUAAGCAAUAAACACAUUGGCACACACUCUUGUCACAGUAUUGUAUUGGUCUCCACUUUAUGUAUCUUCACUAUGUAAUCCAAACCGAUGUGGACCAGAUAUGUUUGGGCCUGUGUAACUCUGACAUAAACCGUUUGUUCUAAAUCAAGUCUUAACUGUUUUGAGUAGAGAGAGACUGUAACUGACCAUUGAACAGGAAGCUUCUCUUAGGUCAUACUGAGUAGUUAUUGCAAAGGGUAAUGGCCAAAUCCAUGGGCUCGGGUGUCCACAACUCUCCAUGGUGCUCUCUGGUCUUGCUAUAUAAUGGCAUUUUAAAAGGACAUUCAUGCAUAUGGUCCCUUCUAUGAUGGGGGUGAUGAUAUAACUACAGUGAGUAUACAAAACAUUAGGACACCUUCCUAAUAUUGAGUUGCACCCCCCCUUUACCCUCAGAAUGGCCUCAAUUCGUCGGGGCGUGGACUCUACAAGGUGUCAAGCGUUCCACAGGGAUGCUGGCCCUUGUUUGAUGCCUCCCAUAGUUGACUGGAUGUCCUUUCGAUGGUGGACCAUUCUUGAUACAUGAGAAACUGAGCGUGAACCCAGCAGUGUUUCAAUUGACUCAAACCGGUGCGCCUGGUACCUACUACCAUAACCCCGUUCAAAUGCACUUACAUCUUUUGUCUUGCCCAUUCACCCUCGGAUUGUGUACGUGUGCCAUUCAAUGUCGCAAUUGUUUGAGGCUUAAAAAUCCCGUAACCUGUCUCCACCCCUUCAUCUACACUGAUUUUGAAGUGGAUUUAACAAGUGACAUCAUUAAAGGGAUCAUAGCUUUCCCCUGGUCAGUCUGUCAUGGAAAGAGCCGGUGUUCUUAAUGUUUUGUCCACGCUGUGUAACUCCCAGUAAAGGACCAGAAAGUCAUCUUUCACUAGUCUAUCAGUGUAUAUGGACAUGUGAAAUGAUGCCCCCUUGUUUUAGUAUCUUAUCUGUUUGUGUGACACCAUUGGUGUAAACUGGUGCAAUGAGCAUUUCUGAGGUAUAGAUAGCACUGUCUGUUGUACUAAAUAAAUACAUAUUCUCAGGUGCAUUAAGGUUAAUGAAGCAUGGAUCUCAAUGUUAACUGUUAAGGAAUGAGGAUGGAAUUAACCGGACAACUCUGCCCUGUCUGGUUUUAAACUCUACAGUAGUAAACCAUGGGUUCGGUAUUUUUUUUAUUUAUUUUUUUAGAAACGGAAAGAUUACUCAUUGUUAAGUAUUAGAUAUAUUUAUAGGGUAGAGGUCUCUACAGUUGAGGUUUUAUUGUGAGUUAAUGAGUGGCAAUGGAUUGAAAAAUGAAGUCAAAUAGUCUUUUGCGAUGUGCUUGAUGGGAACUUUUUGUGGAACACCCCUUGUUUUAAAGGCUAUCAAAACACUUGUAAUUUCUCUUCAAAAUGAAAUGAUCGAUGUUUGUGUACAUUGUCAUUUAGCUAACCAAACUGGCAAAAUGUCUAAUGUAAGACAGUAUUUUUGAUAGCUAUUAAACUCCGGCAAGUAGUUGCUGCUGAAAGACUGGUGUUGCAUGGAGAGACAACUUUACAGCUGUGUGCAAGGCCACAACAUUUCUCCCUUAUUGUGAUUAGCAGAUCUCUUGGUAGCAGUAAAUCCAGCCAUAGCGUACUUUUUUUUUUUUUUUUGCAAGUACUAAGGAUAUAGUGCACAUAACAGCACCCGUAUUCAUUUUGGAUUUGGAACACACAGCUGACCUGCUCUAAACAGCACUGUGGGAGGCCAGAUGCUCUCAGUAAGCAUCUUGCCUUUUGUCAUGAUACGAAAAACUAACAGCUGCCAUUAACUGCACACACACUGCUUAGAAUCGAGCAGGCCCCACUUCCAACUGUGAGAAGGCCUAGUUAUUUCAAAGAAACAGACAUUACCAGAGCAGAUGCUUCAAGUUUCAGUUUAUUUUUUUGCUUGACCACAGCAUUGUUCCUAGAUGUACAGCCCCUAGGAAUUAGGUGGGCUGGAAUGUUUUCUUGAAUUUGCGCAAGCAAGGCGAUACUGCUGUAUUCACAAAGCAUGAGAUUAGAUUCAUUGCAGUUAGACUCCUCACCAACCAUAUAGAACAAAUUAAGCAGGGCUCUGUAGGCACUUGUAACUGCUUGAAAUCUGAGAGAUGGCUGACAAAUUCCUAUACUCAUUGAAUGUACUGUAUUACUGUUUUUAAAGAUGAUAGGAUGAGCUAAUAAUAAUCUAGUCACCUUUUGUUAUCGGUCCUUGUAUAAUUUGUCUAAGGUAUUUUUUUGUAUACAAAGGUUUACAUUUUUAUGUAUAUUUUUCUUGUGUACAAAUUAUGUAAUAUGUGUAUAAACACUGUAUGGAAUGUGUAUAUAGUGUGAUAAAUGUGAUCUUUUGUUUUUGGAUGUAUAAAUAAAACUUGCUGUGAGGUAUUUGCUGUCA